GCGAGACCGCCAGUUCAGACCGACCUCGCUCACGAACCCACGCUGACUCCCACCGCCGCAGUCAGCCUCAACGACUUCCGCCUGAUGGAAGUCGUCGGCCGAGGCGCUUUUGGAAAGGUACGCAUCGUCGAGCGCAAGGAUACUAACCUGUCCUUUGCCCUCAAGUACAUACGCAAGGAUGAAGUCGUACGAUCCGAGAGCGUACGAAACAUCAUCCGCGAGCGGCGGAUGCUCGAAUGCCUCAACCACCCCUUCAUUUGCAACUUGAGAUACAGCUUCCAGGAUAUCGAGUACAUGUACCUUGUGGUUGACUUGAUGACCGGCGGUGAUUUGCGAUUCCACAUCUCCAGAAAGACCUUUACCGAGGAGGCGGUCAGGUUCUGGAUCGCCGAGCUGGGGUGCGCCCUGAGGUAUAUCCACAGCCAGAACAUCAUCCACAGAGAUAUCAAGCCCGCCAACGUCCUUCUCGACGCCGACGGCCACGUCCACUUGACCGAUUUUAAUAUGUCCUCGGACGUCGUCGCUGGCAGGACUCUGACGAGCAAGUCCGGUACUCUAGCCUAUCUUGCCCCCGAAGUAUAUGCUGGAAAGGGAUACGAUGUCCGCGCGGAUUGGUGGUCACUGGGUGUCCUGUUCUAUGAGUGUAUCUACAACAAGCGACCCUUUGUCGGUGGCUCCAAAGGCUCCCUCAGCUCGAAAAUCCAGACCGCCAACCCCGAGUACCCCGUCACACAGCCAGCCGUGUCGCUCGCCUGCCUCGAUGCGAUCGGCUCCGCCCUCGACCCCAACCGAGACACUCGCAUGGGUUCGACAUGGGACAGUUUCGCCAAUCACGAAUUCUUCAAGGUCUUCGACUUUGAGCUUCUCGAGCAGAAGCGGAUCGAGCCCAUCUUUGUUCCCUGCUCCCACAAAACCAACUUCGACAUCACCCACCAUGUGGAAGAACUGCUCUUGCAGGAAGCGCCGCUCGAGGCCCGAGCAAGACGCCAGAAGCCGAGAGAGCCAUUAAUGGAGGAUGCGACCGAUAAGGAGAUCCGCGAGGAUGAGCUAUAUCAGAUGAUUGAUACCGACUUUCGGCCGUUUGACUACACUGUGGCUGCAUACAAGAAGACCACUGAAGCCAUCAGAGGCCUUGAUGAUGCGCAACCCGACCCGGACAUCGCUCUUCAGGCCAUCACGACUGACGAGACUACCCCUAUGCCGGCCCCUCCCUCCCGGUACCAGAAAGACUUCCCAAACCGUCACCACCCAGCGCUCCUAAUAGUCCAAUCAGUCCGUCUGGACACCUCAGACUGCCCAUUUAGUCCGUUUGACUUGGCUAGACUAAACUAGCAGUCCGUUUGACUUUGGUCAGACUGGACUAGCAGUCUGACUGAGAUGUGCAGACUGGACUGGCAGUCUAACCGAGAUGUGCAGACUGGACUGGCAGUCUAACCGAGAUAUGCAGACUGAACUAUCGGUCCGUCCGUCACCGUCACCCCAGACUGCAGUGCAAACUGCGGUC
Ilyonectria robusta is the source of this 1504-nucleotide messenger RNA. RefSeq names its product kinase-like domain-containing protein. The coding region runs from base 85 to 1332 and encodes 415 amino acids. Gene Ontology annotation, biological process: intracellular signal transduction; peptidyl-serine phosphorylation. The record is from RefSeq and is a predicted model, not a curated record. Gene Ontology annotation, molecular function: protein serine/threonine kinase activity; ATP binding. The transcript has 6 exons. NCBI's taxonomy places the organism in Eukaryota, Fungi, Ascomycota, Sordariomycetes, Hypocreales, Nectriaceae.